AGAAACCCCGAUCAUUUCAGAAAGAAACCCAAAUCAUUCCCCAAAAACCACCCUAAUCAUUUCGAAAAACACCCUAAUCCUUGAUCUUUCUGCGUUUCUUAAGAAGUGGGGCUCAGGGGAUCGGGGAACUUGAAGUGGACCUGAGGCUCCCCUCCUUUUACGUUUGCCUUUCGUUUUGAAAUUUUUUUUUUCUUUUGUGGCAUCCAAGUGGACAACCCAAAUGCUAAAUCACUUGCCACAUAGGCAUGACAUGGCAAAAUGUUGCCACGCAAGCGAGGUCCUAAUAGCAGUUAAGUUGGCCGUAAGAAGAAGGGCUAAAUUGCACCGAUCGCAGAGUUCAGGGGCUUAUCUGCUUCAAUUAAAGUCUGGGGGCUUAAUUGCGAUUCUGGGGUCGGUUCAGGGGCUUAACUUAUGAUUUUGCCAAGUGCUUUUGGAGUAGUCAGUCUGGCUCUGAACCUACGUGCCUAUGACUUCGUUUCCCAAGAGAUUUGUGCAGCGGAAGAUCUUGAAUUUGAGACGUUCUACACCAAAAAUAUUCCUUUAAAUAGAAGUAUUCUUGGAUG
Molecule: messenger RNA, 563 nt
Organism: Rubroshorea leprosula
Lineage: Eukaryota; Viridiplantae; Streptophyta; Magnoliopsida; Malvales; Dipterocarpaceae
Source: the annotation of a GenBank genome assembly